AUGUCCAAGUCAAAGAAUCACACCAACCACAAUCAGAACAAGAAGGCUCACCGUAACGGUAUUAGGAAGCCCAAGGCUAACAAGCACACUUCUCUCCGUGGUGUUGAUGCCAAGUUUCGUCGUAACCAGCGGUACGCAAAGAUGGGCUCUUUCACUGCCUGCACUGCUGCCAAGUCGUCCCAAUAG
Molecule: messenger RNA, 186 nt
Organism: Batrachochytrium dendrobatidis JAM81
Lineage: Eukaryota; Fungi; Chytridiomycota; Chytridiomycetes; Rhizophydiales
Exons: 2
Coding region: 1-186 (61 amino acids)
Biological process (GO): cytoplasmic translation
Cellular component (GO): ribosome; cytosolic large ribosomal subunit
Molecular function (GO): structural constituent of ribosome
Source: RefSeq, a predicted model, not a curated record